AUGGCAGCUAAGCUAUUGGCAUUGGCCUGCACACGGAACGACGCCCAUGGCGGGCUGUCUCCCAGACCUCACUACCCCUCCAUGCCCAAGUAUCCCAAGGGCGUUUCGUCUGAGCAAGACGAUAACGAUGUGUCCAAUGCCGUAUUUCAGGUAACCGGAAUGACAUGUUCAGCCUGCGCCGGCUCCGUCGAGAAGGCUAUAAAGCGCCUUCCAGGGAUACGCGAGGCCGCCGUCGAUGUUCUCAACAACCGCGCUCAAGUUUUCUUCCACCGGAGUAUCGUUAACGAGGAGAGUAUUCGUGAGAGAAUCGAGGAUGCUGGAUUUGAAGCAAGAUUGAUUAAAGAUAGUGCAAAUGAAAAAUCCACGCACGUAUAUAGAAUACACAUAAAUGGAAUGACUUGCACUUCUUGCUCCUCAACUGUUGAAAGAGCUUUGCUAGCAGUUAAUGGUGUACAAAAGGCCCAAGUGGCUUUAGCAACAGAAGAAGCAGAAGUUCAUUUUGAUCCCAAAAUUCUAAGACACAACCAACUGCUAGAAGUUAUUGAAGAUACUGGAUUUGAAGCGAUACUUAUUAGUACAGGUGAAGAUGUGAACAAGAUCGAUCUUCGGGUGGAUGGUGUGCUUACUACUCAUUCUAUGAUAAUGAUUGAACAAUCUCUCGAAACACUGCCAGGGAUUCAAGGCAUUGAUAUGGACCCUCAAGUCAAUAAAAUUUCUGUGUAUUAUAGACCUGAUGUGACAGGACCGAGAAAUUUCAUUAGGGUGAUAGAGUCAAUUAGUUCUGGGCAUUUCAAGACAACUAUCUUUCCUGAAGGAGGGGGAGGACGAGAAAAUCACAGACAAGAGGAGAUUAAGCAAUACAAAAGCUCUUUUCUUUGGAGUUUAGUUUUUACAAUUCCGGUUUUCCUGACCUCCAUGAUCUUUAUGUAUAUUCCUGGAAUCAAGGAGGGAUUGGAUACUAAGGUAGUCAAUAUGCUCUCCGUAGGAGAGAUCAUAAGGUGGAUACUAUCAACUCCAGUUCAGUUCAUAAUUGGCUGGCGAUUCUAUACUGGCUCUUACAAAGCACUACGACAUGGUUCUGCCAAUAUGGAUGUUUUGAUUGCAUUGGGAACAAAUGCAGCCUACUUCUAUUCAGCAUACUCAGUACUGAGGGCUGCUAUCUCUCCAGAUUUUAAAGGCACUGAUUUCUUCGAGACUAGUGCAAUGCUUAUAUCAUUUAUUCUACUGGGGAAAUAUCUAGAAGUUUUGGCUAAAGGAAAGACUUCUGAGGCCAUUGCCAAGCUUAUGAACUUGACACCGGACACAGCAAUACUUCUAACUCUGGACGAUGAAGGGAAUGUGCUAAGUGAAGAAGAGAUUGAUAGUCGCUUGAUACAAAAGAAUGAUAUAAUUAAAAUUAUUCCUGGUGCAAAAGUUGCUUCAGAUGGUUAUGUUCUGUGGGGGCAGAGUAAUGUGAAUGAGAGUAUGAUAACAGGAGAGGCGCAACUAGUGCCAAAAAGGAAAGGUGACCCAGUAAUUGGUGGUACUGUGAAUGAGAAUGGGGCAUUACAUAUUAAAGCAACAAAGGUUGGUUCAGAGAGUGCUCUUGCACGGAUUGUUCGUCUCGUUGAGUCAGCACAACUGGCCAAAGCUCCAGUACAAAAAUUUGCUGAUCGCAUCUCUAAAUAUUUUGUGCCAAUGGUAAUUAUUUUGUCAUUUUCAACUUGGCUUGCAUGGUUUUUAGUUGGAAAAUUCCAUGGCUACCCAGAAUCUUGGGUACCAUCUUCAAUGGACAGCUUUGAGCUAGCCCUCCAGUUUGGGAUCUCUGUCAUGGUUAUAGCCUGCCCAUGUGCUCUUGGCCUAGCAACACCAACUGCUGUUAUGGUUGGUACAGGAGUUGGUGCAUCUCAAGGCGUGCUCAUUAAAGGAGGUCAAGCAUUGGAAAUUGCACAUAAGGUCAGUUGCAUUGUAUUUGACAAGACAGGGACUCUCACAGUUGGGAAGCCAGUGGUUGUUAACACUAGACUUCUGAAAAAUAUGGUACUCAGAGAAUUCUAUGAACUUGUUGCUGCAACUGAGAUGAAUAGUGAGCACCCAUUAGCCAAGGCUAUUGUUGAGUAUGCCAAAAAAUUUAGAGGAGAUGAAGAGAAGAUAGUGUGGCCAGAAGCACGGGAUUUUAUCUCUUUCACCGGCCAUGGAGUGAAAGCUACUGUUAGGAACAGGGAGAUAAUAGUUGGAAAUAAGAGCUUGAUGCUAGAAAAUGGCAUUGCCGUUCCAGCUGAUGCUGAAGAUAUGCUAACAGAAACUGAAGAGAUGGCACAAACUGGGAUUCUGGUAUCUAUAGAUGGUGAAAUUACUGGAGUUCUGGCCAUAUCUGAUCCAUUGAAACCUGGUGCUCGUGAAGUCAUUCCGAUCCUCAAGUCUAUGAGAGUUAGGAGCAUCAUGGUAACAGGUGACAACUGGGGAACUGCUAAUUCCAUUGCUCAGGAAGUUGGAAUUGAAACUGUUGUGGCAGAAGCCAAACCUGAGCAAAAAGCAGAUAAAGUUAAAGAUUUACAGGCAUCUGGCCAUGUUGUGGCAAUGGUGGGAGAUGGAAUCAAUGACUCCCUGGCACUUGUAGCAGCAGAUGUUGGCAUUGCAAUUGGUGCUGGCACAGACAUUGCCAUAGAGGCAGCUGAUAUUGUUCUUAUGAAAAGCAACUUGGAGGAUGUUAUUACAGCCAUAGACCUUUCGAGACACACCUUUUCCCACAUUCGUUUGAACUAUGUUUGGGCUCUGGGUUAUAAUCUUCUUGGCAUACCAAUAGCUGCUGGAACCCUUUUCCCAUCUACAAGAUUCCGUUUACCACCAUGGAUUGCAGGUGCUGCAAUGGCAGCAUCUUCAGUGACUGUAGUAUGCUGUUCCCUAUUUUUGAAGUAUUAUAAGAGGCCCAAAAAGCUAAGGAAUCUUGUGAUGCAGGGAAUUCAGAUUGAAUGAUUGAUGGUUGUUGUUCUUCAUUUUUGUGUAUAUGUAUAGGAGUGACUUUUGGUUUGGAUUGAACUAGUUAAGCUAGGGUGUGAUGGGAUCAAGGAAUCCAAUUUAGUAAUAAAGGGAAGAUUUUCAUUCUGGUCUUCCAUGUAUGUAAAGGUGCUGCUGUAAGGAGGGUAUUAUGCUUCGUGUCUGUGAAUGAACUGAAGCUACUGAAUUGCUCAAGGACAGCUGUUAGGCUGCAUUUUGGUCGUGGGAAAUUAAGCUCCUUAUUGUGCAUGGUGCUGCAGAUUGGGUUGUAGUUUCCUUCUGAAUUGCUCAAGGAAAGCUGUUAGGCUGCAUUUUGGUCGUG
Molecule: messenger RNA, 3298 nt
Organism: Carica papaya (papaya)
Lineage: Eukaryota; Viridiplantae; Streptophyta; Magnoliopsida; Brassicales; Caricaceae
Product: putative copper-transporting ATPase HMA5
Biological process (GO): monoatomic cation transport
Cellular component (GO): membrane
Molecular function (GO): ATPase-coupled monoatomic cation transmembrane transporter activity; ATP hydrolysis activity; copper ion binding
Source: RefSeq, a predicted model, not a curated record